AGUGGCUUGUAUGUCUGAUAUCUUCCUUCCGCCUCAUGCGGGAAGCUAACGGAGUCGAUGGUAGGUUAGGUCUAGAAUCUAGUCUGCAGUCAACCUUAAAAAGCUGCGAUGGAAGAAGCACAAGUUUACAGCAAAAUUCCUCAAGAUCUAGUGAGGCAUCUUGGUGUUGAGCCUCACAACAGCUCUAAAGCCGCAAAGUUUACUGAAGCCCAUCUGAAGCAGUGCACUCAGCAGCCGAGCCGGCUGGAUGUGAAGAGCAUGCUGACUCAUAAAGCCGUGCUGCUGGGCUACAGUCGGCCCAGAAGAGAUACGACUAGAACCAAAAAUAGGAAGAAAGCCAAAGGACUCAACGCGCGACAGAAGCGAAUGAUGAAGGUUUUCCACAUCAAGCCUCAACACCAGAGGUAUGAGCUUUUCUUGCCGCUACACCAGCUAUGGAGACAAUAUGUUGUGGACCUGUGUGGUGGACUCAAACCGACAGUGAAUCCACAGUAUGUGCAGCAAAAGCUUAUGAAGGCAGACUUGCAUGGAGCCGUCAUCACAGUGGUGCGCUCCAAAUGUCCAUCCUAUGUGGGAACUACAGGGAUUCUCAUCCAAGAAUUCAAACAUGUGUUCAAAAUAAUCACCAAAGAAGACCAGGUCAAAGUGAUCCCAAAGAGGAACAGUGUGUUUUCUGUAGAAAUGGACAGCUUUGUUUCACACUUCUAUGGAAACAAAAUGGAGUUCCGAGCCAGUGAACGUUCUGCCAAGAAGUUCAAAGUGAAAGGAACUAUAGACCUCUAAAGGCGCCCAGCUCUGUCAUCUCUUUGCCCCUACUGGAUGAUAAAGGAACUGCACACAUGACAAGCAUGCAACAGGGCAUGUACUCUUCACAGACAGCUUGUGCAGAACUCAGACUGUUUAAUCAAACCACUGGCAGUGAAGAGUGUAGACAUCCAUCUGAAUGAAUACCUAUGAGGAGAGUGUAAAGGCAGCUUAACGUACAGUUUUGAGCAUCCUCUCAGCCAGAACAGAGGCUGGACACAGGGUGUUCCUGGGAUCAGAGUCACUCAGGAUGCUUGUAGUCAUCUAUCUGGACUGUUACUUGGAGUGCUAAUCAUUCCUUUUUGAGAGUCAGGAGUAAGUUAAGAUGUUAGAAACCAAGUGGAUCUCUGAACUCUGGGCCAUUUUCACCCGAAGAGCCUGUCAUUCAGGCUCCUAUAGUCUUCAAUCGUCCAGAAUUUGAUCCUUGUUAUUUUUAGAUGCAUUUGGAAAAAUAAAAAGCAAGAUUCUAAAAAUGUAAAUGUAAAGGAUAAUAAUCUGAAUUUCUAACAAAGGAAUCAAGUAUAUUUCUAUAGCACAUUUCAGCAACUAGGCAGUUGAAAGUACUUUAUAUAUAAUAAAAAUACAAAGUCAUUGAGUACACAGUCAACAAUUGAAACAUAACAUUUUGUCGCUUCAUAUAUUGUUUUAUAUGCAGCAGAUUCAUUUUCCACAGUGCAACUUAUUUAUUGUUUUGUUUUUUAAAUCAAUCAACUCAAAAAUAAAAAGCUCAAUUUCACAGCAUUUUGGGUCCUCAAACCCUUUUUAAAACUAAUCCAAUCCUAAUGUAGCUAAUUAGACUUAAGUGUUCAGCAUUAAGUUCCUUCUGGGUCUUGCAGAUAAUAAUAAUAAUAAUAAUAAUGUGGAGAUGGUUUUGAUUGGAUGUCUAGAAUGUGAUGAAAACUACCUGAGAAAUCUAGAAAUGGAGGUUUGGUGAAGUACAGAAUUUUCAAAUUAAGCACCAUCUUCCAUAUUGUAGCAUUCUAACUCAAAUAUAAAUUUUUUUUGCUAUUAUGAUUUCAUAACAAUAAGAAAUAAUAAUUUCCUCCUAAUAAAACAUUAUUAUCGUCACAGUUCUGAUUACAGACACUCUGAGUGCCGGUUGGAGACAUCAAAGGAAGCGGAUCCAAGCGGAAAACCAUUUGCAAGGUCAACUAAAGGUGUUUUGUUUUUUUCUUGAUACACUUCAUGGUGAUUACUUUGGUGAAAGUCAUUUUUUUUAGUUAACCCUUAGCUAAACCCUUAACUAAUUCAACUGAGGUCAUCAAACAGCCAAGGUGGGGUAUGAAUGCCGCUUGAUGAUGCGCACUUUGCUCAUGGCAAACAUAGAAGUACAUUGACAUCUAGCUGUCAACUACAACAAUUAAAAUUUCCUGUGAAAAUACAGUUCUGUUGAAAAUUGCAAAAGCAUUUGAAGUCAACUGCAAAAAUGUAAGAAUAGGCAGAAGCAAAAGAACAAAGCAUGAAACUGCAAAGUACCUAAACAGGAUAAUUACCACAGAAAAACUGUUGAAGAAGAGCAAGAACUUGUGGACAAUACAAAAUUCCCAACCAAACUAGAAAUACUGAAAGCUAAACUGUUGGGUCACAACAAUUUAUCUUAAAAUUAGAUAAAAAGGUAAAACUAGUUAAAAUAGUAAUGAUAGCAUCUAGUCUAGCACUAGCAUGUUGGCACAUGUGACAUAUUUUAUGCAAUGUGAAAAAACAAAUGGAAAAGCUAAAAUUAGCUAAAAAGCUAAGAGUAACUUAAAUGCCUUUGCCAGCAGUAUUAUGUGU
Messenger RNA from Poeciliopsis prolifica (blackstripe livebearer), 2577 nucleotides. It is a transcript of the gene pop4, whose product is annotated as POP4 homolog, ribonuclease P/MRP subunit. The transcript has 7 exons. The record is from RefSeq and is a predicted model, not a curated record. Gene Ontology annotation, cellular component: ribonuclease P complex; ribonuclease MRP complex. The coding region runs from base 109 to 783 and encodes 224 amino acids. Lineage: Eukaryota; Metazoa; Chordata; Actinopteri; Cyprinodontiformes; Poeciliidae. Gene Ontology annotation, biological process: rRNA processing; tRNA 5'-leader removal. Gene Ontology annotation, molecular function: ribonuclease P RNA binding.